AUGGCUCCCUCCUACGAAACCAUAUCUGGCACCGACAUCUACGGCCCCGGGACUUUCAUUGACAAGAACCCUCUGCCGGUCCCCGAAGAUGCGAGUCGAGUCUUUGAAUAUCUUGCCACCCAGACGCCCUUCUUCAAUCAAAAUAAGUCGGCAUGGGACACGGUCCGUUUCGAAGGACAGCCGGAUCCGAUGAUUCCUGGCCCGAUCAAAGCCCCCGUGGUGGCUGCUGCGCUGCACGCGAUGUGUGGUGUCGUCGCCAACGAGUUGCUUGAACUACGCGAUGGAAAGCCCUUGAACGAUAGUCGAGUCACAGUCAACACCGACCACGCCGGGCUUUGGCUCGGAUCGACAUUCACCACCUCGAUCGACGGGUCCGAUAUUUCGACACUCGCGCGGUCGGGCAAGCUGAGUUCUCUUUUUGAUCGAGACUUUGAACAAGGAUUUGGACAGGGUAUUGCGGGACGAACAACGGCGAUCUACCAGACCAAGGAUCUGAGAGUUUGGUACCAGCUGCAUGGGUCGUUAGACGCCAAGAAGACGCUCGAGUCUAUGGGAAUCGACAGCUCUGUCACGUUCAAAACCCCAAGCGAGUAUUAUGACUAUAUUCAGAAACACGUCCACGAAUGGAGCGCCGACGAGCUCGAGAUGCAUAAUGUGCGACAUGGUCUCUGUGGAAGCAUCUGCUAUACUCCGGAUGCAUGGAGAAAGACAGAAUUUGGCAAACAACUUGGAAAGCAUCCACUAGUGAACCUGACUCACGAGUCUUACGCCUGCCCCACGCCCCCGGUCGCAUUGCCGAAAGCUGUCACGGAUAGAAGGCCUCUGGCAGGCAUUAAAGUCCUUGAGAUGGUUCGCAUCAUUGCAGGGCCGACUAUAGGCACAAUCCUCGCUUCUUUUGGAGCCGAUGUGAUCAGGGUGAACUGCAGCAGACUUGCAGACCUCAACGUCUUGCAGCUCGUUCUCAAUGCCGGCAAAAGAACGGUUGAUCUCGAUAUUAGAAAGCCGGACGACAUGGGCCGCCUGCAUGAGCUUCUAGCUGAUGUGGACAUCUUUGUUCAAGGUUUUCGUUAUGGCUCGCUCGAGAGAAAGGGUCUCGGGCUCCUUAGUAUGCUAAAGCUUGCUGCGAAGAGAAACAAAGGCAUCAUUUACGUGGACGAAAAUGCUUACGGUCCGGACGGGCCAUUCGCCGAGCGCCCUGGUUGGCAGCAGAUCGGCGACGCCGCGUCGGGUAGUUCAUACAUCUUGGGAAGGGCACAAGGCUUCCCAGACGAAAAAUGUGUACUACCACCACUUCCCAUUUCUGAUAUGACGACCGGGCUUGUGGGUGCUCUUGCUGCUAUGUUAGCCGUUCGGGAGCGCGCAGUAAACGGCGGAUCUUACCACGCCACCAGCUCCUUGGUUGCUGCGGAUACAAUUGCGCUGGAGGAAGAGGUUGGUCUCUACCCACCAGAGGUUGUUCACCGAACGAAUGAAAAGUUUGGUUUCGUUCCCAUCAUGCCGGAUCAGUUCGUUUCCGAGAUUAUGAUCCAGGUGAUUGAUGGGUGGAAGAAGGGGCUUCCAGGCUAUCUGGAAGAUAACUCGCCGCUCAUGAUGACCUUUGAAGAGACGGUGUGGGGACGUCAAACACUGCUCAAGCCUGUUGUCAAGCUUGGCGAUGCCGAGGCAACUCCGACGUGGACCACUCCGGCUGUUCCUAACUGCUACCACGAUCGCGACAUACUGUGGCUUUGA
Messenger RNA from Aspergillus affinis, 1731 nucleotides. Its product is annotated as CoA-transferase family III. Gene Ontology annotation, molecular function: catalytic activity. The transcript is spliced from 2 exons. The record is from RefSeq and is a predicted model, not a curated record. Bases 1 to 1731 code for a protein of 576 amino acids. NCBI's taxonomy places the organism in Eukaryota, Fungi, Ascomycota, Eurotiomycetes, Eurotiales, Aspergillaceae.